Moneuplotes crassus is the source of this 1546-nucleotide messenger RNA. NCBI's taxonomy places the organism in Eukaryota, Ciliophora, Spirotrichea, Euplotida, Euplotidae. The record is from the annotation of a GenBank genome assembly.
CUAUUUUAUUAUGAGUGGAUAUCAGCAAAAGGAAAGUAUUAAAGUCGAUGAUUUCGUCGAUGUAGAUAAUGCUGAAGCUGUUGAGACUGGGCCUACAGAAUCCUUUGAAGAGCUCAAGAGUAAAUUUGAUAUUAAGAAAUUGAUCACACAAUUUGUGAUUAAGAAAGAAAAUUUUGUAUUUACAAAGAAAAAUUCUUUAUAUGAAGACUAUAAAUUGGACGGGGAGCUUGGCAAGGGAACCUAUGGUGUUGUCUAUAAGGGAAUUCAUACUGACACAGGGGAUAUCCGUGCUGUCAAACAAAUUUCUAGGAAGAAAAUCAAGAAAAUAGAGAGGUUUUUAAACGAAGUUCAUGCUUUGAAGACACUUGAUCAUCCCAAUAUUAUUAAGUUAUUCGAGAUUUAUGAAGACACUGAAAACGUCUACCUCGUUCAGGAGAUGUGUGAGGGUGGAGAGCUGUUCGAUCGGAUAGUUGAAAAUGGCUACCUUAGUGAGAAGCAAGCAGCUGAGCUAUUCCUGCAGAUUCUUCAAUCGAUUCUGUAUUGAAAUAAGAACAGGAUAUCUCAUAGGGACCUUAAGCCUGAGAAUUUUAUGUUUAAGUCAAAGGAUAAAGACUCUAUGCUUAAGCUGAUUGAUUUCGGUCUCUCAAUGUCAUAUUUCAAGGUUGAUAAAAAUACUGAGAAGAGUAGCGUGGUCAGGAUGAAGACCAGAGCAGGGACUGCCUUCUUCAUGGCUCCAGAGGUAAUCUCCCAUGAUUACACAGAAUCCUGCGAUAUGUGGUCGGCCGGUGUUAUGCUCUAUAUUAUGCUAUGCGGAUACCCUCCAUUUUAUGGAGAGAACGACCAAGAAAUCUUAGAGGCUGUGAUUGCAGGCGAGUAUGACUUUGACGAUGAAGUUUGGGAUGAAGUUUCUGAUGAAGCAAAGGAUCUCAUCAAUAACCUCCUUAAGCCAGAACAAGAGAGGCUGACUCCUAAAGAGGCUCUCCACCACCCAUGGGUGAAAAACCGUGACAAGAACAUUGAUGUACCAAAUAAGCAUCUUCAUCGUCUAAAGAGUUUCCAGAAAUCCAAGAAAUUAAAAUAAGGCUGCUUUGACUUACUUAGCAAGUAGGACUACUGAUGAUGACAUUAGCGAGGAAAUGCAAAUCUUCUUGAAACUUGACAAAAACCGGGAUGGUUACAUCACUCUGAAGGAACUCAAGGAAGGUAUGAAGGAAGUUGAAAAUAUCGAUGAAAUUGCCGAAAUACUAAAAGGCGUUGAUAUCGACAAUAAUGGCGCUAUUAACUACACUGAGUUCAUUGCUGCCACACUUGAUCAAGAUAAAGUAGUCAAUGAGCAAAUGAAAAUGAAAGAUGCCUUCAAGGUCUUUGAUAAGGAUGGAGAUGGCCAGAUUGAUGAAGAAGAGAUGAGAGCUGCCUUUGAUUGAACUGAUGGCGAAGCUUUCAAAGAGAUUAUACAAGAAGCUGACUCUAAUGGAGAUGGUAAGGUAGAUUAUGAGGAAUUCAAAAAAGUGAUGCAGAAUGUUUAAGGUCAACCAACGCUUUCAUU